UAUUAAAGCGUCCGAUGAUGAAACAUGAAAAGGGAUGAUUUGUAAAGUUUUAAGCGGGUUUCUCUUUUUGGCGAUCGUCUAAUUGUUUUUUUUUAGAAUGAGAGGCGGUACAUAAUAAUGAUUUACAGGAUCCCACCUUUGGUCUUAAUCGGUACUUGAUUAACCAUGUCUGGAAUACAAAAUACAGUGUUGCACGUGACAAUCAGACUCAUCUGGGGAGCAUUCAGACUGCGAUCAACUGUCACAAGUGGUUAUGGAGAAACCGUGCAUAUUAGCUACCACACUUGGAGGACCCGGAGGCAUCUACAAGUGUUUUGAACCUUGUAUCGAGAAACACUUCACUAUUAUCCCAUAUGAGAGGUUUGUACAGAGGAAAGAAGACUUCGCUGCCAAAAUUCAGGCACUGUUUGUGUGGGGUGUAGCUAUUAAAGUUGACCAAAGCCUGUUACAGUCUUUGCCUAACCUCAAAGUUGUUGUUAAUGGUGGGGUAGGAGUAGACCACCUUGAUAUUCCUCUGAUAAAUAGCUUUGGAGUCAAAGUUUCCAACACUCCUCAUGUGGUGGAUAACGCCACUGCAGAUAUUGGUAUGAGUUUGAUGCUGGCAUCUGCAAGAAAGAUUGUUGAGGGGCACAAUUUUUCCAAAUUCCGGGAAUCUGAUGAUUUUCCAGAGUCUUCUCUGGGCACUGAUGUUAGCGGGGCCACCCUGGGCAUCAUCGGCAUGGGUAGAAUAGGAUACAAAAUCGCCAAAAGAGCUCAAGGGUUUGAGAUGAAAAUCCUUUACCACAAUAGGAAUCGAAGGCCUGAGAGUGAAGAAAGAGCAGUUGGGGCCACAUAUUGUGCAAGCAUAAAGGAGCUGCUACAGAGGUCAGACUUUGUCAUGGUGGUGGUCAAUCUGUCCCCUCAGACGCACAAACUGAUUGGUGCCAAAGAGUUUGCCAUGAUGAAACCCAAUAGCACCCUUAUCAACAUUAGCAGAGGCUUGGUAGUAGACCAAGAUGCUUUAGUGGAAGCUCUCCAGAAGAAAAUGAUACGAGCUGCAGGUUUAGAUGUUACGUAUCCCGAACCAUUGCCCAGGGAUCAUCCCCUGCUGGCCAUCCCAAAUGUCAUCGUCUUGCCUCAUGUAGGAACCCACACCAUGGAGACGUCUCAGAUCAUAGUGGAGAGGAUGGUGACCAAUGCCUUGGCUGCUCUAACUGGAGGCCAGAUCCCUGAUGAGGUCAAGGCAUAGUGCCAGAUCACAGAGCCAUCUGUCCCUGCUUUGUUUUUAACCAGCAAAGCAUAGAAAAUACUAAUAGAGAUGGAAAUCAUCAUAUUUUAAAACUAGAUAGCACAAUGUAUAGUAGAUGUGAUUGUUUUGUGAUUUUUGUGUGUGUGUGCAAAUAAGUCAUCUUUUAAAUGUUAUAUGGAUACUUCAUAUGUUAAUUCCACAUAGAAUAUUAAAUUGUUUGUUAAAUUGAAUAGCACAUUAUAAAUUAAUAUAUAGCAGUCAACAUUUAAAGUGGAUCAAAAAAGUUCAUCAAAGUUGUCCUAAGAAGAAGGUUUUAGGACGACUUUGAUGAAAGGUUUUGAUCCACUUAAAAUGUUGACAACUGUAUUUCCCUCCAAUAAACUCUGUCAUAACUGUGAUCAUUUAAAAAAUGAUCCUGAUGCGAAGAAAUAAUUACUCAAAAAUAAACUUAGCAAUGCUAUAA
This is a messenger RNA of Ctenopharyngodon idella (grass carp), 1691 nucleotides long. RefSeq lists its product as uncharacterized. The record is from RefSeq and is a predicted model, not a curated record. The transcript is spliced from 6 exons. Gene Ontology annotation, molecular function: NAD binding; glyoxylate reductase (NADPH) activity; hydroxypyruvate reductase [NAD(P)H] activity. Bases 254 to 1228 code for a protein of 324 amino acids. NCBI's taxonomy places the organism in Eukaryota, Metazoa, Chordata, Actinopteri, Cypriniformes, Xenocyprididae. Gene Ontology annotation, cellular component: cytosol.